UAAAAAAGAAAAAAAGGUCAAUGAUUCAUUAAAUUAGGACCUUCUUGUAAACUGGAAACAUGUAAGAAAAGGAAACCAAUUAUGUCUUUUCUGCUCUUCCUGACCAGCCAAUAAUCUGGCCUGCAGGGCUUGAGUGCAAUGCUCUACUCGACAUUGUAUGCAGAGAGGGGAGAAAUAAAACACACACACUCAAAGCAAGCAAGCAAGCAAGCAACAGGCUCCAGGUGGCUCUCAAGCACUUCACUGCCAACAAAGCUGCACUGAGAAGCAGGUCCAACAAAAGAGGCUCCCAGGAGGGAGCUGGGUUCAGCCCGGAAGACAGCAAGAUUAGUAAAGUAUGAGUAUACAGCCCAGGCUGCUGGUGGCCAGCAUUUAAAGAAGAAGAAGAACGCUUUAAGCAAUUAGCCAGGGCUGCAGCACAAGGGGUAGCUGUCAGGGAUCUGCUGAACUCAGAAGGAAUUUUUCAGCUCCACUUUGUGGUUUCAGAUGUCUCCUGCUGCUUGACCCCUGAGACGGGCUGACCACCACAGGCACAACCCAUCUUUCUGGUGUGAUCACUGACAGUGUUCUGUAGCCUCUGACCUGUUUACAACUUGGAAAGAGAAACAAAAAAAAAAGAAGCCAACAAUCACACACACACACACACACUCACACACACACACACACACCACUUUUGCGUCUUCAAAGCUGCCGUUUUUUCAUAGGCUGUCAAUUAGCUCGAGGAGAUUACAUCUGGGAACCGUGUUCCUUCACAGAAUAAAUAAGGUGAGAAGACUGACAGAACUCGGACACUUCAGAGGAGAUAUGCAGCAUGCAAGGAGCCCUGAACGAUUCAAUUAAGGAGGCAGCCUUAAAAGCUAACCACAAGUCUAGACAACCACACACUUCAUAGAAGGAUCUUGGAAUGAAUAAACUCACAGACUUCUGAUGGAUUAUAUUUAAGGGAUUUUUUUGUUUGUUUUUUUAUUCAUUGAAUUAUUAUCUUUUUCAAGUAAAAACAAAAAGUAAAUUCAGACUGUUUUGGAGGCAGAGGCUUGAAAAGUUUUCCAGAGGUGCUUUGUCACCUGAGUUAUGGAUGUUGGUACACUUCAUUCAGCAGUGAUCAGAGUCUCCAAGAGGAUAACCAGCCGGAAAACCUUGGCUUGUUUCUCUUUCAUUCCCAGUGUUUCAGCAUGUUUCUUUCUAUGAAGCUUUUUCCAGUGCCGAGAGCUUCAGUACAAUGUGGAAAUGGAUACUGACAAAGGUUUCCUCCGGCUUUUCACACCUGCCUUAUUUCUUUCUGCUGUUUUGGGUCUGCUUUCUAUCCGUCACCUGCAAUGACACCACCAGAGAUAUGCACUCACUGGAGGUCACCAAUUCUUCCUCUGUCGUUGGGAGACACGUGCGCAGCUAUGAUCACCUUCUAGGAGACGUUCGCAGGAGAAAGCUUUUUUCCUUCCACAAGUUCUUUCUCAAGAUUGAUAAAAAUGGAAAGGUCAGCGGAACGAAGAAGGAGAGUGAUCCCUUCAGUUUAUUGGAGAUAAAAUCAGUGGAUGUCGGUGUUGUUGCUAUCAAGGCAAUGCAUAGCAAUUACUACUUAGCAAUGAACAAGAAUGGCAAAAUAUAUGGAGCAAAAGAAUUUGGUGUCGACUGCAAACUGAAGGAGAGAAUAGAAGAAAAUGGAUAUAACACGUAUGCAUCCUUACAAUGGAAAAACAAAGGAAAGCAAAUGUUUGUGGCUUUGAAUGGCAAUGGAUUUCCAAAGAAGGGACAGAAAACACGAAGGAAAAAUACAGCCUCCCAUUUUCUGCCCAUUUUGGGCCAUGCAUGAAAAGAAACUUAUCUUUGAAAUACUGCUGCACUGAAGGGAGUUGGAUCUACUAAGGCUCACCUCAAAAUAAAAUUUGACUUUGAAACAAACGCAAGAGAGGCACUAUUGAACAAGCUGGAUUUUUCAUUUUCAGCAGUGACACUGUAGAUCACUGCCCUGAAUCUUUACCUUAAACAGGAGCCUUUUGAAUUUCUGCAUAGCUGUAACUGGCACAGUGAGCACACAUUUCCCAGUUGUCUGUGCCUCAGCAUGUGAUUCAAAUCAUGGACAAAAGGCAAGGGACGGAAACCACAUUCAACACAGAUGAUAUUAACGUUCUUUAUACGGUGCAGUUUAAAUGUACAUGUGUGAUCUAUGGGAGAUAUUAUUUAUGUCAUUUUAUUCACAUCAAAAAAUUUUAAUUUGUGCUAAAGCUAUAUGAUCUAAUGAACAGCUAGAUAUGCAGACAUUUAUAGGAAGUAUGAAGGUGAAUCACAAGAAUAGUGAAAUAGGAAAGGCAAACUAUAACAAAGAGAAGGAUGAACAAAUCAAGAUGCUCUAACAAAAUGAUUGCCACUAUUGGCUUAAGUCCGAAGGCUCCAUUUGUCCGUAGUUAUUUAUUGAGCAAGACAGGACCAAAAUUAAUAUAUAUCUGAAACCGUCAUAUCACACUAACAUUGUGUCUAAAUAUUGAAUUGGAUAAAAGGUAGAUUUUGUAAAUUAGUGCUAUUUUUACAAAGAAAAAAUCCACCCAGUUUAUUUAAAAAAAUGUUAUUAAUGGUAGUAUUUAGUGUAGCUCCUUUAUGAUUAUGAUUUUAAAUUGCAUACUCUUCCUCGAUUAAAGGGAAUUCUUCUCAUUCCGCAGCCUGCUGGCUCAUUUUGUUAGAGUAUAUCCAAUAAGUAUUCUGAUACAAAAAAUACCUAUUCACUUUGUUACUGCAUUAAGUCUCCUCUGAGUGUGUAGUUUAAAAAGAUCAAGUAGUAGAUGAAUAUUAUUUUGUAAUGAGUACACUAAAUAAUAAUUCUAUGAGAUUAUAUUGAUGCUGCCUUUCAACUUCAAAAUUCUGUUUGUGAAUGUUUUAUUUUUUAUUGUUUGGAAGCGGUAUUUUUGGUACAGAGAAAAGACAUUUUGGAAAGUCAGUUAUAUUUAAGUUCUUGGAUUGCUGGUUUUGUUUUAUCUAUCAUAAGUUAUUUUAUUGUAAUUUCUUGCCAGCACUUCCCCUUGUUAUACAGUAAAAUAAUAAAAAAGACCCACCCAUUAAAAA
This is a messenger RNA of Erpetoichthys calabaricus (reedfish), 3054 nucleotides long. Its product is annotated as fibroblast growth factor 10-like. Gene Ontology annotation, biological process: positive regulation of ERK1 and ERK2 cascade; positive regulation of protein phosphorylation; positive regulation of epithelial cell proliferation. The transcript has 3 exons. Gene Ontology annotation, molecular function: type 2 fibroblast growth factor receptor binding; chemoattractant activity; growth factor activity. Gene Ontology annotation, cellular component: cytoplasm. Bases 1220 to 1810 code for a protein of 196 amino acids. The record is from RefSeq and is a predicted model, not a curated record. Lineage: Eukaryota; Metazoa; Chordata; Cladistia; Polypteriformes; Polypteridae.